AACAAUUUCUCCUAUUUACAGGGGUGUCGGCUGCAAAAAUAAUCUUUGUUACUCCUUACAUACACCAUUGACAGACAUCCUGCAUUAUCCCCCGUUGUGAGAUCUCACCAUGUCCGCAGAACCGUCAGAUCCCGUCAGUGCGCCGGUUCCCAGCUCGGAGAACCAGAACAUAGCUGCCACCGCAGCUCCUACAGCGGAAGCGCAACCCAAAGAGGAGUCGGAAUUGAACCUCCCAUCGUCGGCCGUUGAUGGCUUAAUCCAGAAGCCAUUCCCGAAGCCUCUCAACACAGCACACAUACCUGCGCCGGAACCGCUCACGGAACAACAACAGGGGUUGUACAACCAAGUCUUGGAGGAAGUCUCGAAGUGGACAACAAUCCCGACCACUUCUAAGAAAAAUGCUCCUACGGCGCCAAUCACCGACGACGAGCGCAUGUGGUUGACUCGCGAGUGUCUGAUCCGGUAUCUGCGUGCCGUCAAGUGGGACGAUAAAAAGAAGAAGGACAAGCAAAAGGUGGACGAGGCAGUUGCUCGGCUACAGAACACCCUUACAUGGCGUCGGGAAUAUGGCUUGGAAAAGCUGACAUCUGACUAUAUCGCCAUUGAGAAUGAAACUGGGAAGCAAAUUAUCCUGGGCUACGACGUCAAUGGACGCCCUUGUCACUAUCUCUGUCCCUCGAAGCAGAACACAGAGAAGAGCGAUCGACAGAUUCAGCAUCUCGUCUUCAUGUUGGAGAGGGUGAUUGACCUCAUGGUACCGGACCAGGAGACUUUGGCUUUGGUGGUCGAUUUCAACCAGGCGUCGUCGGACCAGAAUGCAUCGCCUACCCAGGCAUAUCAGACACUGCAAAUCCUUCAAAACCACUAUCCGGAGAGAUUGGGCCGGGCCUUAGUCAUUAACAUGCCAUACUGGCUCUCGUGGUUCUUCAAGGCAAUCUCCAGAUGGAUUGACCCAGUCACCAAGGAGAAGAUGAAAUUCAACGAGGAUCUCCGUCAACAUGUGCCUGCCGACCACUUAAUGAAAGCUAUGGGAGGCGACGUGGAGUUCCAGUACGACCACUCAACCUACUGGCCAGCAUUGAUUAAGUUGGCUGAAUCGCGACGAAACGGUUACUAUGAACGCUGGAUUGAAGGAGGCAAGCGGAUCGGAGAGUAUGAGAAUUAUCUCAGGGGCGGUCCUCAGCCCAGUCUGUCGCAGACCCAGGGUGAGAAAUCUUGAUCGUAAUCUCUUUGUCUGACGUCGUGAUUCCAACCUGUAACAUUUUCUCUACUGCAUAUGACCCCUGUUUGAUUUCGUUGCGAGCUGUCCACCGUUAUAAUCGGCAUUAAUAGCAUUGUUUGGGAGCAAAUUUCGGGAAUUAGGUCUUUCUUUUUGUGCAUACGUCGGCAUUUACUUUGAAUAUGAUACCUCAUUCUCCAU
Molecule: messenger RNA, 1420 nt
Organism: Aspergillus glaucus CBS 516.65
Lineage: Eukaryota; Fungi; Ascomycota; Eurotiomycetes; Eurotiales; Aspergillaceae
Product: CRAL/TRIO domain protein
Exons: 2
Coding region: 110-1219 (369 amino acids)
Molecular function (GO): phosphatidylinositol transfer activity
Source: RefSeq, a predicted model, not a curated record